GGAAAAAGGCCACCGAGGCAAACGAGCGACGCGAUCUCUUCGCGUCCAGCUCAGCGAGAGCUUUUCCCGCCAGAUCCGCGGGCGCCAUCGCCGACCCCCUCGACCAUUUCCCAGCUGUCAAUCUGGCGGCUCUUCAGCCCAAGCCCUACGGCGAAGCAUCUGCUGCGGCCGCAAUGGCCCAGCCCAAUGCAGAGCCCGUCGAGGAAUAUGACUAUGAAUCGCUACCUCCCAACUUCUCCCUCGUGCAGAACAUGGCUGCCGGGGCGUUCGCCGGCAUAGCGGAGCAUACUGUCAUGUAUCCCAUUGACGCCAUCAAGACCCGAAUGCAGGUCCUCAAUCCCAACCCCUCAGCCGUGUACAACGGCGUCAUUCAAGGCACCUACCGCAUAGCCAGCCGCGAGGGCUUUCUAAGCUUGUGGAGGGGUAUGUCCAGUGUUGUUGCCGGCGCUGGUCCUGCUCAUGCUGUUUACUUUGCUACCUACGAGGCUGUCAAGCAUGUUAUGGGUGGCAACCAGGCCGGUGUUCACCAUCCCUUGGCUGCCGCGACCAGCGGUGCUUGCGCUACGAUUGCUAGCGAUGCGCUGAUGAACCCCUUCGAUGUCAUCAAGCAGCGCAUGCAGAUUCAAGGCUCGGCCAAGAUGUACCGUUCCAUGACCGAUUGUGCCAAAUACGUCUAUAAGACGGAAGGGCUGGCGGCUUUCUACGUUUCUUACCCGACCACUCUCUCGAUGACGGUGCCCUUCACCGCUCUUCAGUUCCUCGCAUACGAGUCUAUAUCCACGACCAUGAAUCCGAGCAAGGAUUAUGAUCCCACAACACAUUGUUUGGCUGGCGGUGUUGCUGGCGGGUUUGCCGCCGCCUUGACUACACCUAUGGACGUUAUCAAGACCAUGCUUCAGACUCGAGGAACGGCUAAUGACCCGGCACUGAGAAACGUGAAUGGGUUCAUAGCCGGCUGCCGGUUACUGUACGAGCGUGAGGGUUUCCGUGGGUUCUUCAAGGGUGUGCGCCCUCGUGUUGUUACCACCAUGCCCAGCACUGCCAUAUGCUGGUCCGCCUACGAGGCUUGCAAAGCCUACUUCAUCGCGCGAAAUGACAACCCGAGUCCUUGAAAUGGCUCGCCGCUGUGCACAUAGAAAGGGACUUCCCUGACGAUUUGAUCACCGAUUAGAAUGGUCGUGUAAAAUUUUAGAAGGCUGAGUCGAGCGGGGUAGUUGACCACUAGGGAAGUGGCUUUCCAGUAAAGAAGCUCAGAAGAGGCACGGCAAA
This is a messenger RNA of Colletotrichum navitas, 1269 nucleotides long. Its product is annotated as mitochondrial carrier domain-containing protein. The transcript is spliced from 7 exons. Gene Ontology annotation, cellular component: mitochondrial membrane. Lineage: Eukaryota; Fungi; Ascomycota; Sordariomycetes; Glomerellales; Glomerellaceae. Gene Ontology annotation, biological process: iron import into the mitochondrion. Gene Ontology annotation, molecular function: ferrous iron transmembrane transporter activity. The coding region runs from base 174 to 1112 and encodes 312 amino acids. The record is from RefSeq and is a predicted model, not a curated record.